AGAGGAGGAGGAGAAAUAAUUGGCAGGAGGAAGAGGAGGAGGGGUUGAGUUUUCCUAAGGUGGAGCCGCAUCUUGUAUGAAAUAUCCCUGGCAGAUUAAAAAAACCCUGCGAUGGGGAAGGGCUUAAAGGCUGAGUCAAAAGGCUAUAUAGAAGUCACUCUUAUUUGCGCCUAUCCCCCCCAGCCUCCGACCAUCUCUGGCUAAUAACAAACCGAGCUAAGGAGAAAGACCAGAGGAAAAGAGGAAGAGGGGGCAUCGCCGCCGCUUGGAUCGUUUUAAAAGAAAAGGCAGGCGAGGAGUCCCCCGCGCGCGCUCAGCUUCCCCAGAUCCUGCUCAGCGCCCCGUCUCAUUCCCCUUGCACCCCGAAGCCGCGCAAACGGUUAACUCAACUGACAGGCAGAAAGUCAGCCGAGCUGAGAAGUCUGCUGUGCAUGUUAAUUGAGGCGAAGGGAUAACUGUUUACAGGAUGGUGUAGUAGUGGCUGCCCUUCCUCCUUCCUUCCUUCCUUCCUUCCUCCCUUCCUCCCUCUCUCCCUCCUCCUCCUCCUCCUCCUGCUCCUCUCGAGGCUCGCUAGGAUGGUUGGCGCUGCUGUUUCCUUUGGACCGUGGAUUUUCGCUUCCCGGGACUACAGAGCUACGCGGGACUGAGUUGCCCUUCUCGGAGAGGGAGGGGAGGAAAAAACAAAAAAGGGAAGGGAAGAAAAGUCUGCGUUUCGGGAAGAAGGGAAGGGAAUUUCUCUCGGAACGGCUGAUCCUGUGCCAUAACCGACUUUGUCAGUGGGUGUAGCUGCUGUGCAGACGCUGUUGGAUUACCAUGAAGCUCUGGAUAAUCACAUUAAGUUUAAUGGGGGUUGCUUGUGAUGUGCUGUAUUCUGAAGUAGCAUCAUCUUCAAUUGUUGGCUCUUGCGAAGACUUGUGUUUUUGUGAAGAAAAAGACAGCAUCUUGAUUAUAAGCUGUGAAGAAAGAGGCAUCAAGGAGAUAUCUCAAGUACAUGUUCCACCAUCCCGGCCUUUCCAACUUAGUCUUUUAAACAAUAGUUUGACUAUUUUACAGGUCAACGAUUUUGCCAGCUUUAUCAAUGCGAUCACAUUGCACCUUGGAUUUAACAACAUUGUAGACAUUGAACCAGGGGCAUUUAAUGGGCUAAGUCUCCUUAAACAACUCCAUAUCAACCACAAUUAUUUAGAAAUACUUAAGGAAGACACCUUCCAUGGACUAGAAAACCUGGAAUUCCUUCAAGCAGACAACAAUUUCAUCACAAUAAUUGAAUCAAGUGCCUUCAGUAAGCUCAACAGGCUUAAGGUGCUUAUUUUAAAUGACAAUGCCAUUGAAUUCCUUCCUCCCAAUGUAUUUCGCUUUGUUCCAUUAACUCACCUGGAUCUUCGAGGGAACCAACUACAAACAUUACCUUAUGUCGGUUUUUUAGAACACAUUGGCCGAAUCCUAGACCUUCAGCUAGAAGAUAACAAAUGGAUCUGUAAUUGUGACCUACUGGAGUUAAAGAGCUGGUUAGAAAAUAUGCCUCCUCAGUCUAUAAUAGGGGAUGUUGUAUGCCACAACCCUCCCAUUCUGAAAGGUAGCAUUUUAAGCAGAUUAAAAACAGAAUCACUCUGUCCAACUCCACCCCCAAACGACCUUGAUUCUCCAUCAGGGUCAUUGCCUUUGGUGAUUACAACAUCAAUAAGUGAUAGUCAUUCCUCAACCAAGGUGAUACCUAUUUUUAAAACUCCCACCAAGGAAUCCAGUUUAACCCCUGGAGUUACAAAACCAGCUACUCUUCUUCCUGGCGUAUUUUGUCCUAUCCCUUGUCAGUGCACCAGCAAUAUCCUUUCAGGGAUUUUGAUGCAAUGUCAGGAACAAAACAUUGAAAGCUUGUCAGAUUUAGGUUCUCCUCCUCCCAAUCCUAAAAAGUUGAUUCUCGCCGGAAAUAUAAUCCAGACAUUACUGAAAUCAGAUCUUGUGGGUUAUCACAGCCUAGAGAUGCUUCAUUUGGGAAACAAUCGUAUUGAGAUGUUAGAAGCAGGAUCCUUUAUAAAUCUCACCGAAUUGCAAAAAUUGUAUCUCAAUGGCAACCACCUCACUAAACUAAGCCGUAAUUUGUUUUUAGGCCUGCAGCGCCUUGAGUAUUUGUACCUUGAAUAUAAUGCCAUCAAGGAGAUUUUACCUGGUACUUUUAGUCCAAUGCCAAAACUUAAAGUCCUAUACCUAAAUAACAACCUCCUCCAAACUUUACCAUCUCAUAUCUUUUCUGGAGUUCCACUAGCCAGGCUGAAUUUGAAAACCAACCAGUUUUCCCAUUUGCCCAUAAAAAAUGUCUUAGAUGAUCUAGAUCUACUAGUACAAAUUGAAUUAGAAGACAACCCCUGGGAUUGCACUUGUGAUUCGGUCAGGCUACAACAAUGGAUACAAAAACUAAAUAGGAAUACAAUGAUGGGAGAAAUCCUCUGUAACUCUCCAAGACAUCUUGCUAAAAAGGAACUGAAAUCUCUGACCAGUGAUAUGUUAUGUCCCACCUUAAUGAACAGUCCAGCUCUCCCAACUCAUCCUAGCUUCCUCAUCAUCACAACAUCACCAACGACCACCAGUACAGCGGACACUAUUCUGAGAUCCCUCACCGACGUUAUCCCUCUCUCUGUUUUAAUUCUGGGGCUCUUGAUUGUGUUUAUAACAAUGAUUUUUUGUGCAGCUGGCAUUGUUGUUCUCGUUCUACAUCGACGGAAGCGGCACAAAAAGAAACAAACGGAAGAACAAGUGCGGGACAACAAUCCAGUUCAGCUUCAAUACAGCAUGUAUGGUCAUAAAACAACACACCAUACUACCGAACGUCCAGCCUCAACUUUGUAUGAACAACGCAUGAUCAGCCCCAUGGUUCAAGUUUAUCAAAGCCCAUCUUUCAACUCCAAAUUUGCAGAUCAUCAAGAUGGAAGGAAUGAUAAGGAGGGGAAUGAUUCCAAACACCUUCGGCGAAGUCUCUUAGAAAGGGAGCACUCCUCCCCUCUCACUGGUGGUCCAAACGUCAAGUACAAAACUACAGACCAAUCGGCUGAUUUUUUGUCCUUCCAGGACACAAGCUCAUUGUAUAGGAACAUUCUUGAGAAGGAGCGAGAACUCCAACAAUUGGGGAUAACGGAAUACCUUCGGAAAAGCAUUGCUCAGCUACAUCCUGAGAUGGAAGUACAUUAUCCAAGAGCUCAUGAAGAACUAAAGCUGAUGGAGACACUUAUGCUCUCGCGGCCGAGAAAAGUUUUACUAGAACAGACUAAAAAUGAAUAUUUUGAGCUCAAGGCCAACCUGCAUGCUGAACCUGACUACUUGGAGGUUUUGGAGCAGCACACAUGAAAGGAAAUGUCACCUUUGAGAAGGCUUUGAAUCAGAAACUCUUAGGUUUGUCUUACAUUUGAGAACUUUGUAAAUAAAAGUGCCUUAUAAUAAUGUGUCACCAAUCAGAACUUUUAAGCACAGCAGUAAUCUGAGUGAAAAGAAACUCUCAGGGAUAACUGUGUGAAGCCAUGGGAAAGUUUUCAGGCUAUGUAUAUCUUACCCCCCAUUUUAAAUGUGAACUUUGUACAACUGGAUUCUGAGAAGAAAUUCAGAAUUUGCUUGGCCAUAUUCCUCUAGGUGUGUAUUGCAGUCCCUAAUGUUUCUUUCUUUUUUUUUAAUUGUUGGUUUUGCUAAACAGACUUUUAAAGCAUUUGUUUCUUCGGUUCCCUUCUUAUUUUUCCCAUGUAGGCAAUAUUUAAUUAAAAACCUACAAGGAUCUACUUAGCCAGCUGCUAGAAAGUAGGGAGCAUUAGUUAUGGAUGAGUCCAUAUAUAUGAACAAAUUCUACAUGGCAGUAGUACAUAAUAAUUAUAAAGGGAAUUAUACGUUUUUGUUUCAAAAGGGGAAAAAAAUCAUUUGUAAGCUUCCAAGGACUGCAGUAUUUAGGUAUCUUUAAUUUGGAAUGUUGUUUAUCCAAAAAAAAAAGAAGGAGAGGUUUGAAUGGGAAAGUGGUAUAUUAUGCAGGAAUUUAAAAGAUAUAAUGGAAACCUUUUGUUACUUUCCCUCGAUGGCAUUUUUAAUCACAUUUUGGGACAAUCUUCAGUAUAAUGCUGCUAUAUAGACUCCUGUGCGACAUUGGAUUGACACUUGUACUUGGGAAGUUUGAAACGCUACUGAGAAUUUAAUGUAAAUAUAUUAGUAUAUUGA
Messenger RNA from Pantherophis guttatus, 4188 nucleotides. RefSeq names its product SLIT and NTRK like family member 6 (gene SLITRK6). Gene Ontology annotation, biological process: positive regulation of synapse assembly; axonogenesis. NCBI's taxonomy places the organism in Eukaryota, Metazoa, Chordata, Lepidosauria, Squamata, Colubridae. Gene Ontology annotation, molecular function: protein binding. The record is from RefSeq and is a predicted model, not a curated record. Gene Ontology annotation, cellular component: plasma membrane.